AUGCUCACUCCACAGGAGCUCCUCUCGCUGCAAGGCCCAGUGGCUCGGGUGGUGCAGGGAGCUGCACGGCGUUCAAAUUGUCUCACUCUCCCCCUUCCCCUGACUGCCCCUUUUGAGGCGCCUCAAAAGUCGUUCAAAUUGUCUCACUCUCCCCCUUCCCCUGACUGCCCCUCUCACACGCGCCCCUCUCACACGCGCCCCUCUCACACGCGCCCCUCUCACACGCGCCCCUCUCACACGCGCCCCCGUGUCCCAUUCGCCCAGCGCAUGGAGCACAUGCUCACGCCACAGGAGCUCCUCUCGCUGCUAGGUGUAGUGGCUUGGCGCAUGGAGCACAUGCUCACGCCACAGGAGCUCCUCUCGCUGGGAGGCUCUGCUGACGCCGCUGCUGCUACUGCCUCUGCUGCUGCUGCUGUUGCUGCGGCUGCUGCUGCUGCUGCAGGAAAGAAAGGCAAGGGCAAGGGCAGUGGCAGUGGCAGUGGCGCUGGCAAGUCCAAUGGCUUGGGCGGUGCAGGGGGCGGCAAGCCACUCAAGUUUGCGUAUGAAUGGCCGGCGAUGGGUGUCCCGGGCGGCAAGUGGGUGGCUGACCAUGCACUGCCUUGGACGGCUGCUGCUGCGAAUAAGGACGAAGACAAGGAAAAGGAGAAGGAUAAGGGUAAAGGACAUGGCACGGUCAAGGGUAAGGAUAAGGCGAAGAGUAAAGAGAAGGACAAAGAGCAGGAUGGGGAGAAGGAGGUGGAUGCAUGGGAGGGGUUCAAGGGGCGGUUGAAGGCGCAUUGGGGGAGAGUGGUGGGGGAGGAUUAUGAACCGUUGCUGAGAGUGACGCAAGGGGGCGGAGUCAGCAGCAGCAGCGAUAAUAAGGCUGCUUUUGAGACGUCUCAUAAGGCUGCUAAAAGCAGCAGGAGCAGCGUGAAUGGGGACAGUGAGGGGGCUGGGAAGCGGAAGCGGGGGAGGAAGGGUCUGGUGGCAGCUGCAGGGGGGGAUGGAUCGGUGGAUGGAGCAGCAGCUGUGACAUCGCCAGAGGAAGCAGCCUUGGGGACGUUGGCAUCGAGCAAUGAUGGGUUUGCGAGCGCCCAUCAGCGCCAGUUCUUCUCCCUCUGCACGUCAUACACGGAUGUGCUGCACUCGCGCCGUCCAUGCGCCCAGUCCAAGUUCGGCUCGCCUCUGGGCGCACAGGCGCUCACUUUUCCCUCCGUCUCCCCUCCCCUUCCCCGCCUUAUCCCCACCCCCGCAGGCACGUCAUACACGGAUGUGCUGCACUCGCGCCGUCCAUGCGCCCAGUCCAAGUUCGGCUCGCCUCUGGACGCCCAGGCACUCACCGACGCCUACCUGCUGCACGCGGUACGGCCCCUUAUCAGCCCUUAUCAGCGUGCACCUGCUCUCAUCGGUGCUGCUGCAUGCUCCUACCUCCCAUUUCUUGUCAACUACGCCGCCCAGUCCAAGUUCGGCUCGCCUCUGGAUGCCCAGGCAAUCACCGACGCCUACCUGCUGCACGCGCUGAACCACGUCUUCCAUACACGCGAUCGCAUCACCAAGAACAACGACAAGCUCAACCGCGCCUCUGCUGCUGCUGUUGCUGCUGCCGACGCUGCUGAUGCUGCCGCUGGUGCAAAAGGGAAGAAGAGGAGAACAGGUGGUGGGGAGAAGGGUAGGAGUCAAGGGGGUAAUGCAGCAGCUGCAGCUGCUAAAGGCUCAGAAACAGGUGGGAAAGAAGAGGGUCAAGGAGAGAAGGGGAAGACGGCAGAGGGCAGGGAGGAGGGGGGGCAUGGCGAGCAAUGGGAGCAGGGGGAGCAGGCGGAGCAGGGGGAGCAGGCGGAGCAGGGGGAGCAGGCGGAGCAGGGGGAGGAGGGGCAGGAAGGGGAGGAGGGGGAGCAGGGGGAGCAGGCGGAGAAGGGGAAGAAGGAUGAGGAGAUGGAAGAGGGAGGGACAGAGAGUGUUCUUUUCAAGAAGGGAGGAAAAGGAGGGAAGAAGGAGAGGAAGGGGCCAGGCGGGGUGGUGGUGGAUGGGAAGGAGUUAGUGGAGGUGGAAAGUAUCCCCAGGGACCAGGGCUUCACGCGGCCCAAGGUUCUCGUUCUCCUGCCGUACCGCAAUGCUGCUCUGAGCGUGGUGCAGCGGCUGUUACGUGUCACGCCCCCGCAAUCCAAGACCAGCAGGGGGGUGGUGGAUGGGAAGGGGCUGGUGGAGGUGGAGAGUAUCCCCAGGGACCAGGGCUGCACGCGGCCCAAGGUGCUCGUCCUCCUGCCACACCGCAAUGCUGCACUGAACGUGGUGCAGCGGCUGCUGCGAGUAACGCCUCCCCAGUCCAAGGUCUUCACUCGCCCUGAAGUUCUCGUCCUACUGCCGUAUCGCAAUGCUGCACUGAACGUGGUGCAGCGGCUGCUGCGAGUGAUACCGCCCCAGUCCAAGGUCAGUGCUGCAUCCGCCCCUUCCAAGGUCAGUGCUGCAUCCGCCCCUUCCAAGGUCAGUGCUGCAUCCGCCCCUUCCAAGGUCAGUGCUGCAUCCGCCCCUUCCAAGGGCAGUGCUGCAUCCGCCCCUUCCAAGGUCAGUGCUGCAUCCGCCCCUUCCAAGGUCAGUGCUGCAUCCGCCCCUUCCAAGGUCAGUGCUGCAUCCGCCCCUUCCAAGGUCAGUGCUGCAUCCGCCCCUUCCAAGGUCAGUGCUGCAUCCGCCCCUUCCAAGGUCAGUGCUGCAUCCACCCCUUCCAAGGUAGCAGUGGAGCAUUUAGAUCGCCUUCUUGCUGAGUUUGGCGAGGAGGAGAGCGAGGAGGAGAGUGAGGAGGAGGACGAGGAGGAGAGGAGAAAGGCGAGGGAGAGGAAGAGGAGAAAGCAGCAGCAGCAGGUGGGGCGUGGGCUGUCAUGGGAGGCAGAGGAAGUGGAGGACGGAGGGGAGGAGGAAGGAGGAGGAAGAGUCAGGGGAGAGGGUGGAGAUGAGGGUGAUGCAGCGGUAGCAGAGGCGGCAGCAGCAGUGCUGCGGAAGGGGCUGAAGCCGGUGGAUCACCGGGCCAUGUUUGCCGGCAACAAUGACGACCACUUUCGACUCGGCAUCAAGUUCACCAAGUGCGGCUUCACAUGCGGUUCGCUCUCACUUGCCGCCUUCACUUGCCGCCUUCACUUGCCGCCUUCACUUGCCGCCUUCACUUGCCGCCUUCACGUGCCGCCUUCACUUGCCGCCUUCACUUGCCGCCUUCACGUGCCGCCUUCACUUGCCGCCUUCACGUGCCGCCUUCACUUGCCGCCUUCACGUGCCGCCUUCACUUGCCGCCUUCAUGUGCCGCCUUCACUUGCCGCCUUCACGUGCCGCCUUCACUUGCCGCCUUCACUUGCCGCCUUCACUUGCCGCCUUCACUUGCCGCCUUCACUUGCCGCCUUCACUUGCCGCCUUCACUUGCCGCCUUCACGUGCCGCCUUCACGUGCCGCCUUCACUUGCCGCCUUCACUUGCCGCCUUCACGUGCCGCCUUCACUUGCCGCCUUCACUUGCCGCCUUCACUUGCCGCCUUCACUUGCCGCCUUCACUUGCCGCCUUCACUUGCCGCCUUCACUUGCCGCCUUCACUUGCCGCCUUCACUUGCCGCCUUCACUUCCCCAACCUUCACUUCCCCAACCCCUCUCCCCUCACUCUCCCCCUUCUCGCUCAUCCCAUCAUGCUGACUCGGAAUGAAGAUCCGCUCAUCUUCCCUAACCCACUCUUGCCCCACCUGCCCAUCUGUACCUACUUGUACCCACAUGUACCCACCUGCACCCACCUGCAGAAGCUGGGGGAGGCUAUGGAGGACAGUGAAAAGGACAUGGACUUCCUCUCCUCCAUUGAGAUUGUCAUCGUGGACCAAGCUGACGUCAUCCUCAUGCAGAACUGGGCUCACGUGGAGGCGGUGUUUGCACAGCUGAACAAGCUGCCAGUGAAGCAGCACGGCACCGACUUCAUGCGCGUGCGCGAGUGGUACCUGAACGGGUGGGCGGGGCACUACAGGCAGUCCAUUGUUCUCUCCGCCUUCUCCCACCCCUCCAUCAACGCUCUUUUUCACCGAUCCUGCUGCAACUUCUCAGGCAAGGUGAAGCUUCGUUCAGAGUAUGCGGGGGUGCUGGCGCUGGUGGUGCCACAGGUGCAGCAGGUGUUUGACCGCGUUGACUGCAGCGCCAUCACAGCAGCAGCAGAGGCGCGCUUCCAGUUCUUCGUCUCAACCAUCUUCCCGCGCCUUCGGGACUCCGUCCAGGGGGGCGUGCUGGUGUACACGCAGUCCUACUUUGAGUUUGUGCGCCUCCGAAACUUCUUCAAGCAGGAGAACCUCUCCUUCUGCCUCCUCUCCGAGUACACGGACGAGCGCAACGUGCACCGGGCGAGGGCGUGGUUCUUCCAGAACCGGCGGCGCAUCAUGCUGUACUCGGAGCGAUCGCACUUCUACCAUCGUUACCGGGUCGGUACCCACGCCCACCCCACUCACUUGCUGCUUUAA
This is a messenger RNA of Closterium sp. NIES-65, 4449 nucleotides long. The record is from the annotation of a GenBank genome assembly. Lineage: Eukaryota; Viridiplantae; Streptophyta; Zygnematophyceae; Desmidiales; Closteriaceae.